UCGACCCUCUCAAAAGAAGCUUUUGACGCCACAAAACUCACCGGUUUCGACACCACUUCCCUUUUCACAUCACAUGUCACCGAUCACCAACUCCUCUUCCUCCUCGUGUCGUCGUCUCCCUCCUCGCUCAUGGACUCCCACGGCGUCGCCCUCGCCACCGCUCUCGCCGUCUCCGGCACGAUGAUCCUUCUCGCCCUCUGCCGGGCCAAGACUUUCUCCCUCCCCGCCGCCUCCGCCGUCCUCCCCCGCAACUCCGCCCCUCCGUGGUGCCCCCCGCGCUCCUGCAUCUCCUCCGCCGACGACAGGAAGAAGAACAAGAAGAACAAGAGGGUCCAGUUCGCCUCCGAGGUGGUGGAGUUCUACGUUUCCUCCCGCAAUGAUGCGUCGGCGGCGUCGGAGGAGGUAGAAGAGGAGGUGGAGGAUCGGCGGCCGCCUCCGCGGAUGCCGGCGAACAGGGUGGCCUUGUACAAGGGGCUCCUCCGUGAUCGGGAGACGCAGCGGGUCGCCUGCUGUUAUUGAUCCGAUCCACCCCCUCUCCUUCUCCCUCUUUUCCUCUUUUGGAACAACAACAAGAAUCACACCGCCUCCAUCGCCGGUAACUAGAUCUGUCUAACCCUGUAAUUAGUCGCCGAUUUGGUUUGUGAAACGAAGAUUAGUUUUUACCUGUGCAAAGUUUCGAUCGGAAUUGGAGUCGAUGGUGGGGGUUGAAUCUGGAAGGUGUCGAUGAGGUAUGUAAAUAAAUAUUGUUUUUGUUUUGUUUUGCUUUUU
This is a messenger RNA of Zingiber officinale, 768 nucleotides long. RefSeq lists its product as uncharacterized. The transcript is spliced from 2 exons. NCBI's taxonomy places the organism in Eukaryota, Viridiplantae, Streptophyta, Magnoliopsida, Zingiberales, Zingiberaceae. The coding region runs from base 130 to 519 and encodes 129 amino acids. The record is from RefSeq and is a predicted model, not a curated record.